Onthophagus taurus is the source of this 1723-nucleotide messenger RNA. RefSeq names its product male-specific lethal 2 (gene msl-2). Gene Ontology annotation, molecular function: ubiquitin protein ligase activity. Gene Ontology annotation, cellular component: MSL complex. The record is from RefSeq and is a predicted model, not a curated record. Gene Ontology annotation, biological process: protein ubiquitination. NCBI's taxonomy places the organism in Eukaryota, Metazoa, Arthropoda, Insecta, Coleoptera, Scarabaeidae.
UUGUGUGGUUAUAAUACUAACUGUCAAAGUAUAACCAAAAUAUUUACAUUUAUUUCUUACAUUUGUUUAUCUUCCGUGAUUGUUUUCGAGUACAAAAAAUGGCUAAAAUGAAUUCUACGAACUUGUACGUGACAACAACGCAAAUAAUACUGAGAUGUGAUGCGGCCAAUUCAAGUUCUUGGCAAGAUUUAUACAGAUUAGUACCUUACUUGAGAAACUCUCUUACCUGCGUCGUUUGCGGUAAUCUCCUCGUAGAUCCUUUAAGUCCAACACCUGGUAGAUGCCAACAUCAUCUCUGUCGAAAAUGUCAAGGUGGUAGAAAAAGAAUAAAACCAGCAUGCUCAUGGUGUAAAGACUGUGAUGAUUAUAGCGAUAACAGGCAGCUAAGGACACUGCUGCAGUGUUACAAGAAAAUGUGCCUGCGAUUGCUUGCAUCUGAUAUUUAUAAAUGCUUGGAAUUGGCUGCUAAUAGUCACACACAAUCAGGCGUUGAAAGAGGCGCCAGCAACCUAAUGUUUCUAAUAAAAGAAGGCGCCUCAUUUCAAGAUGAGUAUCGUUGCAAUGUUGGCCUAUCAAAAUCAGAAAUUAAUAUCCUACCUUGUAUAUACACCAAUUCAUCUACACAAACUCUACAACCCACAGGGAAUGAUAACACCAAGAACAUGUUCAACACCAAUAAUAGACCACCUUUAUAUUCCGUCUUGUACACUGGUAUGGGUAGUAAAAUUACAAUUAAGAGGAAAGGUAAAGAUGCACCAGACAAACCUAAACCAAUUACUUCUGCACCAAAACGUGAUAAUAAUAUUGAAAAGGGUAUAUUUAAAAAACCCCCUGUUAAAGUAAUAACAAAACAACGAAGAGGUUGCCGCUGUGGCAAUGCAACAGCAACACCUGGUAAAUUAACAUGUUGUGGGCAAAGAUGUCCUUGUUACGUUGAAAGUAAAGCAUGUAUGGAUUGUAAAUGUCGAGGGUGUCGAAAUCCACACACCCCCGAUGGAAAUAAAGUAAUUAACCUGCCACAUAUAUUAAAGCAAUUUCAAGACGUAACACAACCUCAGGAACAGCCACAAGCGUAUCAAGUUCAACCAAGGCCUGUUUAUCAAUUACCGAAACCAAAACAAGAUGUACCAAUGCUUCAAACAGUCAAAAUUGAACUUGAUGCUAAUUUGACAAUUGAACAAUUAAAUGAACACCUCAAAUUAAAUGUGUUGGACCCAUACACGGAAGUACCUUCGUCGCUACCUCAUACAUUUUUAAUGAACGACUUGGAUAUAAAAAAAGAAGAUGACGAGAUAAUGGUAGACGUUUGACUAAAAGACAGUAGGUCGCUAACGCUAAUAGUAAUAAUAAUAAUAUGCCUUAAAAAAGAAUGCAUUUAUUAUGAAAAUUGCAUACGACAUGAUGUGAUUUAUUUUUAAAUAGUUUUUACACACGAUCCCGGUCGAAUCGUAACCUGAAACCGUUUUUUUACUGAGAGUCUACGACCUCCAGACCAUCAAAUCAGCAUGCAACCCUCGGGUGGUUCUUAUUUAAAAUUAUUACGAAACGAAAAUCUUCAUAAUAUAACAUCAAGUGCUUCCAAUUAAUGUUCUACUUAUUUUAUUACUUUUUUUUAAUUAAUUAUUAAUUUAAUUAAUAAAGGAAGGACCUCCCUGAGACGACGUUAUUUAUACAUUGUAUUGUAUUUUACAAUCAACUCAAAAAUAUGAAUUGUUUAUAAAUA